AUGGCAUUUUUUCUUUUCAAUUAGUUAAGUCUGUCUAUGAAGAACAAGCCUCCAUACAAAAGUUCCGGCCGGAGUCAAUAGGGGUAGAACUAUACGUACCAGUGUUUCGGCCUGCAAAGUCUAAAUAGGGUAGGAUGCUGUGAGACUUAAAUCACACACGAGAUGUUCUGCUUGUUUGAGCCAUGAAUCUUCAGAGAACAUCAGCAGAGUACCGGAAUGGGACAUCUCUCGACGAAGGUGCAGACAACCCUUCGCCGUCUGUCCAUGGAGAAGAUAAAAAGGACAUCGAGAUGGCCUCGGCAAAAUCCGGACCGUCUUAUGAGGUGACGACGAUGAACGCGGAUACGAUGACAACAGCACCCGUAUACAAAGUCUAUAAACGACGCUUUUUCGGGUUAUUGCAGCUGGUUCUGUUGAAUAUUGUGAUUAGUUGGGAUUGGUUAACCUUUUCUUCAAUCUCGAGUACAUCGGCCGAAUAUUUCAGUGUAUCAGAAGCCACGAUCAAUUGGCUGAGUACGGCUUUUCUAUUUGCUUUUUGUCUGGCUACACCUGUGGUGAUGUACAUGUUGAACAAAGGAGGUCCCAGAGCGGUCUUCAUCACCGCCUCGGUACUCAUCCUAGUAGGUAACUGGAUCCGAUAUGCCGGCACCAAAGCGAACAACGGUAUCUUCGGCGUGGUCAUGUUUGGACAGUUGCUACUAGGUCUCGCUCAGCCGUUUGCUCUCGCUGCACCAACCAGAUAUAGCGACUUGUGGUUUUCAGAAAAGGGCCGAACGAGUGCGACUGCGUUGGCGACUUUGGCCAAUCCACUGGGAGCAGCUAUUGGUGAGCUCGUCGAUUCUGUGUGGACUUCCGAACCGGGAGAUAUACCCAACAUGGUCCUCUAUAUCUCUGUCAUAUCAACUGUCGCUUGCGUUCCAUCAUUUUUCAUCCCAGCAAAGCCUCCAACACCACCAUGUGCCUCUGCCGAAGUAAUUAAAACUCCUUUCCUCGAAUCAGUCAAGGGCAUCUUCCGAGUUCGCGAAUUCUGGCUCAUGUUCAUCCCCUUUUCCGUGUACGUUGGCUUCUUCAACAGUGUCUCAGCCCUAAUCAAUCAGAUCCUGGAGCCAUACGGAUUCUCCGAAACCGAAGCCGGCGUUGCAGGCGGUGUUCUCAUCAUCGCCGGCUUGAUAUCCUCUGCAAUCGUCUCACCCAUCAAUGAUCGUUUCAAGAAGUACCUACUCAUCAUACGAAUUGCCAUUCCCAUCCACGCUAUCUGUUACAUAGCCCUCUAUUUCGCACCCUCGAGUCCAUACGGACUUACCCCCAGUAUCGUCGUAUGCGCACUCCUAGGCGCAAGCGCAUUCGCACUCUUACCGGUUGCGCUCGAAUUUAUCGUCGAAAUCACAUAUCCUUACUCGCCGGAAAUCGGCAGCACACUGCUUUGGACCGGUGGUCAAGUGCUUGGCGCUAUAUUCACAAUUAUCCAGACAGAGCUCAAGGCUGGUCCAAAUGCCGAUCCGCCAGCGAAUAUGAAGAAAUCACUUAUUUUUAGUGCCGUGGUGGCUUGCGUAGCUGCUAUAUUCCCGUUGACGCUGGGUAUGUUCGGGUCUAAUGUCAUUAACAGGCGGUUGGAAGCGGACCAGGCGCGAUAUACAGGUACUGUGCAGUUGGAGAAUCGGGGUAACGGCAUUCAUUGAUUAGUAAUUGGAUUAUAUUGUGGAAGUUGGAUUACCUGGCGAGCGCCCAUCUUGCUAUUGACGUCGAUGAAUUUUGUUUAUUUUUCAUUAUAUAUCCCUCCCUCAUUUCUCUGCAAAUAGUGUACAUAUGCUGAUCCAUCGGACCCAAUGACGGAGCUCGCGUUUCGAACAUUGAAAUCUUCCAUGGACAUAUUUAGUACGAAUGGCAAAGGAUCUUGAUUUACCAC
Molecule: messenger RNA, 1906 nt
Organism: Talaromyces stipitatus ATCC 10500
Lineage: Eukaryota; Fungi; Ascomycota; Eurotiomycetes; Eurotiales; Trichocomaceae
Product: cell surface receptor/MFS transporter (FLVCR), putative
Exons: 4
Coding region: 183-1679 (498 amino acids)
Biological process (GO): transmembrane transport
Cellular component (GO): membrane
Molecular function (GO): transmembrane transporter activity
Source: RefSeq, a predicted model, not a curated record